Adineta ricciae is the source of this 1098-nucleotide messenger RNA. Lineage: Eukaryota; Metazoa; Rotifera; Eurotatoria; Adinetida; Adinetidae. The record is from the annotation of a GenBank genome assembly.
AUGCAGUACUUUGCUCAAGCAUUCUUACAGCGUGAUGGUCAGGUCAUUAUUCGCAUGCGUGGUUUACCAUUCGAUGCAACAGCUCGAGAUGUGAUCGAAUUUUUCACACGUGAAAAUACACCAACGCAUGUUGUUGACGGUGAAGAAGGCGUACUAUUUGUUCACUAUCCUGAUGGACGAAGCACAGGUGAUGCUUUUGUCAUGGUCAAAACAGAAGAUGAAGCAACUGAAGCGUUGCAUAAACACAAAGAAAUUAUGGGCACGCGAUAUAUUGAACUUUUCCGUAGUACAACAGCGGAAGUACAACAAGUAUUUCGCCGAAGUCAAGAUCCGAAAAAUUUUCAAACAUCAUUGAAAGACAUUCCGUUUGCACCGUUACCAAUCUUACCACCGGAAAUGUUAACAGGUGGGAAUAAAAAAGAUUGUAUUCGUGUUCGAAAUCUACCUGUCGAAUGUGGUAUUGAACAAAUUCUUGAGUUUCUCGGCGUUCAUUCACAACAUAUAGUAGCCCAAGGUGUUCACAUGGUUUACAAUGCACAUGGUCAACCAUCGGGCGAAGCGUUUAUUCAAAUGGAUUCGGAAGCAGCUUCAUUCAAUGCUGCUACACAUAAAAACAACAAAUAUAUGUUUUUUAAUGGUAAAAAGAAGUACAUCGAAAUCCUUCAAUGUUCAGGCGAGGAUAUGAAUCAUAUUCUACUUGGUCUUGUUCCGUCAAACCUAAUCCCACACAAUGUACAACGUCAACCAAUGUAUUCUCCUCAUCGAGCUGCACCACUUGUACCAAUCUCAACAAUUCCACCACAAAUGCUGCCACCAAACAUGCCAAUCUCCAUUGCUGCUCCUCCGCCUUCUCAAACAGCGACUGUAUCUAAUGGAUCUCUUGCACCUCCACAACCAACAACAGCAUCUGCUUCAACAGUGACGGCACCAAUGACAACAGCUACCAUGAAUGGACUUCAUCCAAAUGCCACUUACUAUCCUAUGCAAGUCUUUUACUACCCAACACCACCCAUAUCUCCAUCGAUCUACUUACAAACUGGACACAUGCAUCCUGGAUCUGUUACACUUGUGCUACGAGGAGACAAUGGUCAAUACUGA